UAUCAUGGCCGCCGAACCUGACCCUACGAAGCCUCUUCAGCCACUUGAUCUUAUCUUCAGCUGCAACAUCUGCCAUGACUCUAUUCGCGACAUACGCAGCCCUGUUCAGGUCGAACAAGAACUCGAAGGCGUCCGCAGACCAGUCGCGAAGCUUUGGAUGACCGAAUGCGCACACCUCAUAUGUGCAAAACAUCUUGAGGGCGGAGCCUUCGGUGCGCUUCUCAUGUCGUCAACAGCUCUUCCGUUCCAUCCCGCUGGACAAGCACCUCGUGCCGUCUGUCCUGUCUGUGGUCAAUACGACUCGGAGAUUCCUCAUCAUUUCUUCCAGUGUCCGCCCGUGGCUCUUGAUACCAAGGAUGGUGGCAUGGACGCGCUUCGAUUCCAGUUCCUUGGCCUUGUCACGUAUGGAAUUGCAAUCGCCACAAAGUUUCGUAGUCUUCAGACGGCGCACUCUCAUCUCAGAGACCAGACAGACAAACUGAAGCUGGAAAAGACAGAGGCUGAGACGGAGAUCCAGACGUUGACGGAGCGAAUCACGUUAGCUGAAGAAGCAGAGAGAAGGUACAAAGCCAAAGAGCCCGAGAUCAGGCACUAUCUCGAGCAAUUUACUCUUGUAAAACAAGAGCUGGACCGCCGAAAUGAAGAUUUGAGUGCGCUUGGUUACCCUCCGCCUCGGAUCGACUACACAUUCCCUCCUUCACGUCUGUUUGAGGAUGAUACAUUCAAUGGGCGAGCCACAACUUCGCACACUGGAGGUAGCGACCGCGUUGACCGGACCGAUCCAAGGACAGUGGAGGAUCAUAUCCCGAGCGUUUCGAGUACCACCCUUCGAGGCGACUCCUCAAGGACCUCUACCGAAGACAAUCUCCAGAGUACCGAAAACAAGCGACGAAAGCUUUCUGAGUAUCGCUACGAGCCACGCAAUCCAGAAAGCCCGUCCAAAGACCCAUCAGUGCAGAAGAGGCCUGUAACAAGACCCCCACCAGCAUCUUCAAUUACCCAAAACAUUUCUUCGAGAAGCACACAUUUCCAGCCACCACCUAUACUCAAGCAAAGCAACAAUCAGCGACCAAGCUUUGUCAAUCGAAGCAACGAUUCACGUACUGGUCCUCAGCUUACAAACACUCAGCGUGAGACUUGGGAGCCGUGGGAUCGUACUGGGAUCAACCACAAUACCGACACUAGGUCUGACGACCCGCCUUACGUGAGCGGUGCUCUACAGUCAGACUGCUCGAACUUUACGAACCAAUCGGCCCCUUUCAAACCACCCAAGCAGCAAAAGAGGAAGAUUCAGCCGGUUGAUAGCAUCGACAACAUUUCGAGAACUGACUUCAUCACAUCCGAGCGACUCCCAACGUACAUGUCGCCUCAUAAGCAGUUUGCCACUAGAGGAGAUAUCACAUAUGACUCACGCAGCACGUUUCACGAAUCUCAAGAGUCGUAUGACACUUAUUCAGGGUCCGAUCAAUACUCACUACCUAUUCGAGGAAAACGCACGGGAUACGGUCAACAUCAACCAUUCGAGCGACCUGCUCAAAGCGCUUUACCCAGGGCACAUCCAUCACCAUACCAUGGAGCACAAGUCCAACAAAAUGCUUUUCGACCGCCUUACAAUCGUCAACCGAACAGACCUCAUACUCCAUCACCACAACGAGUCAGUGUCCUUCAACAAUCAGAUGGUAUUUCGGUGACUAGUCCCUUCUUCCGAGCAGACCAGUGUCGUAACUCCAGACGCUAUCCUCCACUCCCUCCCGUGGUGUCGCGGACAAAUCAGCAAACCAUGCCAGAUUUUAGGAUGGCACCGCCUCGGAGACCUGUUCAAAGCAGCUCUCAAUCAAGAUCUCAAACCAUGAACGGUCUCUCUNUUGUCGAACAUUCGCAGCUCGGUCAUGAUCAUGUUUAUGACUUAGACACGGCGUUCAGUGGUCGUGUGCAGGUAUCGAUGGAUCGGGCUCUCAGAAAUUCCAAUGGUCUUUUUGUAAGACCGGACAUGCCGCAGAGCUCAAUGCCAACGGUUGGUCCGAGACGCGGGUCGACGCACNCCUCUCAAUAUUCCAAUCGACCUCAGCCAUUGCCUUCCAGGGUUCCGUCAUUGGCAUCGAGUAUUAACAUACCUCGUUCAAGGAGAGGACCGACGUAUGAUGGAGCACUUGCUAAUAUACGGGGCGUUAAGGGCGGCUCAACAUCUUCAAGGGGCAUGUCGAAUGAACUGUUUGGUUCUAGAGCGGGUAUGUUCUCGAGCUCUCGACGCAUUGUCAGACGU
Messenger RNA from Aureobasidium vineae, 2263 nucleotides. The record is from the annotation of a GenBank genome assembly. Lineage: Eukaryota; Fungi; Ascomycota; Dothideomycetes; Dothideales; Saccotheciaceae.